Messenger RNA from Geodia barretti, 508 nucleotides. The record is from the annotation of a GenBank genome assembly. Lineage: Eukaryota; Metazoa; Porifera; Demospongiae; Tetractinellida; Geodiidae.
GGGGGCGUUGGUCGGCACUCGUGACCCCAGGAUCUAGGAGGCGAUCACACAUCGGCAGUGUUCCCUGACCCUGGUCUUCUUGGAGGUUGACGGACUUUCAGACUCCGUGGAAGAGUGGAAUAGUGUGAUGUCUGAGACACAGCCACUAGUGGGAGGCAAGGGGACUACCUACUCGGCAGCCCCACCCCCCUAUGCCCCGCCCCCUCAGCAGGCCCCCUAUCCCGCAGCUCCUACCACCACUGUCAUCACUCAGCCUCCGGUCAUUGUCCAACAACAGGUGGUGUUUGGACCCACUCCAGUCACCGUUAUUUGCCCCAACGGUCACGAGGUCACCACCAAUGUCUCCUACAAGAGCGGGAGCUUCACGUUCAUCGUGGCUGCCCUCAUCUGUUUCUUCCUGGGCCCCUGCUGUGCCCUCAUUCCGUUCUGUCUCGACGGCAUGAAGGAUGUGGAGCACACGUGCCCCGUCGACGGCACUGUACUAGGAGUGUUCAAGAGAUCUCUGUAG